Messenger RNA from Aricia agestis (brown argus), 1562 nucleotides. RefSeq lists its product as uncharacterized. The record is from RefSeq and is a predicted model, not a curated record. Lineage: Eukaryota; Metazoa; Arthropoda; Insecta; Lepidoptera; Lycaenidae. The transcript is spliced from 3 exons. Bases 149 to 1546 code for a protein of 465 amino acids.
CGACUCGGCGCUCUCGAUUCAUUUACAAUUAGCCUUCGAUGUAAUUAGCAUAUUGUAUUAUUUAAUAAUCCAUCGAUAGGCGAGGCAUAUUUGAAGAAAUUGGAUCACGAAAUUACAUAAUUCCUUUCAGCAUAUUACAUGGAAAGUGAUGAAUAACCAAAAGGACCAACUACCAUUGCUUUGGGAUUCUGAUGAAGAAAGUCACUUUGCAUGUCCUCGGAAGCAUCGCUCACUGUAUUACAGAAACUCCAAGUCCAAACUAAAAGGUGCAGCUUUCAUCAUCAAAAACUGGCCAGAUCACAUAUCAUCGCUCCUCGCAUAUUGGUGGAUGGGAUUCAUAAUGAUCGCGAUAACUAUUUUUAUCAUUUACAACAGUCUUUCUGUGGUUACUCCUUCUCGACUACCAUUUGCAGCUGCUGAUUCAACUGCUGAUGAGAAUUUGCUCAAUCUAGAUGAAAACUUUCCAUUGAAUGUGUACAUGCAUAUUUUUGUCGAUAGCUACGAUGAAAUUAAUGACGAAUUUUACCUUAAGUAUGUCAAAAGACUUGCAAAAAAAUUCACCGAUUACAAGUACAAUAUAAUUGUUAUGCUAAAAGAUACGCAAGAUGAAUCAACAGGAAGUAUGAACGAUGAAGACAAAAAUGAGAUUGCUAUGAGAACUAUAUUGAGAACCGAUAAAUUAUAUCGCAGUGAAUACUGGAGUGAUAUUUCGAUACAAUACACUGUACUUUCAAAGUACUUAGAUAGCUCGCCUAUUAAAGACGCUUGGAGAAAUGUGCCUUUGCAUGCAAUUCCAUUUUUAAUAAGGUGCAUAUCUAUUUGGGAAAAAGGAGGCAUAGCUUUUGAUCCUAUCAUCAUAACACCUCUUUUUGAAAACCCUAAGACUUUAGAGAAUUUAUAUAAUACUCUUAAAAAGUAUAAAAAUACAAGUGGUAAAAUUAAACCUAAAAAAGACGAAUACGAAUUACGAGAAAAACCAAAAGUUAAUAACAUUCAAGACAUAAUACGUAUUUUGGAAAGUGAUAAGAGUAAAAGCGCGAAUAUUCCUCAAUAUAACUUAUCGGAAGCUGAAAAUAGAGGCGAAUUUACUUUUAUAGAUGUAAAAAUUUCCAAUGAGGAGAAGAAUGAGAAAAAACGUUAUAAGCGGGAAGAAACAAUAAACACGAGAAUAUUUCAAAAUAAAGAAUUAUCUACCCGAAAAAAACAUACAUUUAUAAAUUCUCAAGAAGAAGAUGAAUAUUUUGAAAAUACACCAAAAUUAUUUAAUAUAAACAACUAUGAUACCAAAGCCAAAACAAAUUUGAUAGGUCCAGAUGAUUCAAUAAUGCAUGUAAGUAGUCCUAAUCAUUUGCCAGAUAUAACUUUGGAUCUAAAAGGCACUAUAAUUGCGACUUCCACUUCUUGUCAUGCUUUUAUUGGUACAGUGUUUAGUAAUGUAAAACAUUAUAGUGCAAAUGAUACAAUUGAGCACAUUUUAAAUGAUGAGCUCACCAUAUUUUGUAAGGGAAACAUAAGUUCCUGUAAAUAUAUAUAUGUUAUCUCUUAAUUAUUAUUUUUAAAUA